AUGGCAGCCGAGAUCACGUGCCCCGGCUACGUACUUGCGGAUGUGCUUGACCGCUGCCAGGUGUUCGACAGUGGGUGCUUCCAUGAAGCUGCUCAUAUAGCCCACAGCGUAGGCGAUGUCAGGUCGGGUGUGAACAAGGUAUCACAGGCUGCCGAAGAUGCUUCGGUACUCGGCGUCCUUUGGUGCUUCAGCGCUCGUCUUGCUCAGCUUCAGGUACAGGAUAUGAGAACCUUCCAAAUGAAUGCGAUGUAUAUCCUCCCUAUACGAGUGUUGAUGGAUUGGAAGUGGGUCCAGCGUUUGACAUUUUUGAAGGUUAUGUACAACGAGGAACCUUCCAUGAUGUACCAUGGUGGCUAUGGUUAUGACCCUUAUGCUCAUUAUUCUCCUAUCUCGACACCAGUACCGGCUGGUGUUAGUGGAGAUGGUCAGCUCUACUCUCCUCAGCAGUUCUCCUCGGCUCCUUACUACCAGCAACCAUUACAGCCUGACAUGCCAUAUUUAGGCUCUCCUACUCCCGUAUCACAGGGUGAGACAAUGAUGCCAAUUGACCCAACACAAAGUGCUUUUAUCGCUGACACUCUGAGUCCAAACAGCUUCCUUUUUGGACCAAGACCAGAAUGGUUUAGAUCGUCACAAGGAACUGGUUCGUUUCUAUCACCUGCAACUUCACCUCAACCUUUUGGUGAUGUUUCAGGGGCAUUCGGACAAAGCAACUUUCCUAUGGCUUCUGGGAUGAUGCCCCCUCAGCAGAAGUCCUUCUAUGGUUUUGGAACCCCUAGUGACUCUUACGGAAGAAGGUUCUCUCAUCGUGGGAGUUUCCCACAUGCCACUAAUUAUGGCAGUCCUUUCCCUGGCUAUGGCCUGAAUGGUAGAAGUUUGAAUCCAGUUGACAAAGAGCGCAGGAGAGGGAGGGGUAAUGCUUUGUUAUGCAGCUUUGUUGGUUCACUUGAUUUCCUCAAUGAGCAAAGCCGUGGUCCACGUUCCACCAGGCCUAAGAAGCAACGAGAGGAUAACAGUAAAGAUGAGAAGUCUUCUGCUGGACUUGACCAGGGGUCAUACAACAGGACUGAUUUUGUUACAGAGUACAAAAAUGCUAGAUUUUUUAUCAUAAAAUCAUACAGCGAAGAUAAUGUGCACAAGAGCAUCAAAUAUGGUGUUUGGGCUAGCACCACAAAUGGAAACAAGAAACUAGACGGGGCCUAUCAUGAAGUGAACGCUAGCGCACAGUUCUGCGGUGUUGCGGAGAUGACUGGACCAGUGAAUUUUGAGAAGAGUGUGGACUACUGGCAGCAAGAUAAGUGGACUGGCCAGUUCCCUGUUAAUUGGCACAUACUGAAGGAUGUUCCAAAUAAUCUCUUCCGCCAUAUAAUUCUUGAAAACAAUGAGCACAAGCCGGUAACCAACAGCCGGGACACACAAGAGGUGAAACUGGAACAAGGACAGGAGAUGCUGAAAAUCUUCAAGGACCAUGAGGAGGAUGCGUCGAUCCUCGAUGACUUUAACUUUUACGAGGAACGUGAGAAAGCCCUGCUGGAGAAUAAGGCAAGGCUGUAUCAGCAACAACAGAUAUCCAGCUCCACUGUUGCUGAGCCCAAGAAGCCGUCGACUGUACCAACUGACCUGGUGGGUCAUAUCGCCAAGAAUUGUAGCUUUCUUGAGCCCAAGAAGCCCUUGACUGUACCCACUGACAUGGUGGGUCAUAUCACCAAGACUUUUGCACAGGCUGUUCGGCUUGGCAAGGCCAAGAGUGUGAGCCCUCUGGGCAAGAAAGGCCCUGCUGGGGAUUUAUCUGUUGCUGCGAAGCCUGUCGAGGAACAGAGGGAGUAUAUUAUAAAGAAUGUCUGCGAGAAUUUGCUUGGUACACUUUUCGAGAUGCCACAAAAGAGUAAAGAUGGGCUGAGGGUGAGACAAGACUUGAAAGACAUCAGUAAUGAGGACGAGCUUCACACCGGAGGCCCUAAAAACAAGGAGACAUGCAAGGGCAAGGCUAAGGAAGCAGACAAGAGCAAAAGUGUUUUGAAAACCAAGGAUAAUUAUUGCCCUUCCCGCGUUUACUUCACCCUCGACGAGAAUGAGCUCGCUCAAGUUUUUGAGUGA
Molecule: messenger RNA, 2097 nt
Organism: Triticum turgidum subsp. durum (durum wheat)
Lineage: Eukaryota; Viridiplantae; Streptophyta; Magnoliopsida; Poales; Poaceae
Source: the annotation of a GenBank genome assembly